CCGUUAAGAUGAAGAAGAACGUCACUUCCGCUCGCUGUGCGCGUUCGGUUUGGCAGGCAGGGUAGGAGUCGACGUCAGGAUGUUGCGGCUUCGCUGUAAGACCAAAAAUGGGAGCCACAUAAUGCAAGGCUUGACUUAUCAGUCCUGUGUCCAGGAGCUGAAGAGUAAGGUGGAGGAGUUAACAGGGAUCCCAUGUGAUGUGCAGAAGAUAAUGAUUGGUUACCCACCAUCCAGCCUCGAUCUUCGAAACUUAGAUGCCCAUUUAAAAGACUAUCCCAUCAAAUCAGGAGACACACUGAUUGUUGAGGAGGAAAAGAACAAACCAAAACCUCAGGACCAUCCCAUCGUGAAAGCUCCUCACUUGGAACUCUCACCUGUGCUAGCACGCCGAGUGGUCCCCGCCGACAACUCCUGCCUCUUCACCAGUGUGUAUUAUGUUGUGGAAGGAGGUGUGUACGACCCCGCUUGUGCCCCUGAAAUGCGCAGCCUUAUCGCUCAGAUAGUGUCCAGUGACCCUACAGCUUACUGCGAGGCAGUGCUGGGAAAAACCAAUGAGGAGUACUGCUCCUGGAUAAGACGGGAUGACACCUGGGGAGGCGCCAUCGAGGUGUCCAUUCUGUCCAAGUUCUACCAGUGUGAGAUCUGUGUGGUGGACACUCAGACAGUUCGGGUAGACAGGUUUGGGGAGGACGCUGGCUACCAAAAACGCGUCUUACUCAUCUACGACGGCAUUCACUACGACCCUCUGCAAAAAGAGCUUCCCAAUUCCGAUUCUCCUCCUCAGACUAUCUUCUCUACCACCGAUGACAUAAUCCUGGCCCAAGCCCUUGAGCUGGCAGAUGAGGCUCGCCGCAAGCGUCAGUUCACAGACGUUAACCGCUUUGCCUUGCGCUGCAUGGUGUGCCAGACAGGCCUGGUGGGACAAAAGGAGGCCCGUGAGCACGCCAAGGAAACAGGCCACACCAAUUUCGGUGAAGUGUGAAAGUAUGCGUUACCUUCCCUCCCUUUCACAGUUAGAACCACCUCCUACUCCUGUGCCCUCGUGUACAGCAAAGUCUGUUGGCCUGCUUGUGUUCCUCUACCUCACAUUAUCGUAUUUGCAGAAUCCUCAGACACUGUGUUAAGCCUCUUAAUUGGUUCAGUAUUACUUUUUAACCGCUGAAAGCUCUUAAAGUAAAAACCGCUACUGUAGUACUCUGUUACUAAUCCAUCAAUCUGGGUCGAUAAUGGAUCGUUUCAGAUGAUUCAGUGGAGUAAAUUAUAUAUGCAAACAAUUCUUAGGAUUUGUUUUGGUCUGUUGAGAAUACUCAUUGAUGGAACCAACGUGGCUUAUGCUUUGAGUUGAAAACGUACCAAAUUACAGCUACUUAAACCGCGACUGACCAAACUUUCUCUGCAAAGCGAUCCGAACGACGACUAAGAAUUAUUUGUCCUGCGAUGUGAUCCGAUUCACGGUUGUCUUAAACGCAGCACAGCAAGUAUGACUGUUAUCCGUGUUUGUUUUAUAGUGUUGGCUUGUUUUUUUUCUAUUUGCAGACAAAUGUCAGGAAGUGAUCAUUUAGCUAGCCUCAGAGAUUUACCUGUUGAGCACAAAGUGUGUUUUACAGCUAAGCUGGAGUAUUACAUCAUGUGCUUUUUUUGACAUCCCACUGAGUUUAUGGAGCAGUUGGCAUCAGAAUCUAAGACUUCUGUUUUAAUCUAAAGUGUCACUUGGCUAAGUGUCAGAAUGAACUUAAGUGUUGUUGUUUUUUUUGGUUAUUGUGUAAACAAUAAAAUUUACCAGUAGUCUUGUUUUGUUGAGUUCUUUAAAAUGACGGUGCUGUAAACUUUGACAAAAUCUGUGGCUCAUGACUUCUUUGAGUUGUUGAACAGGUUUUCAGGAGUUUGAAUUUCUAGCUUUCCAGGUUUUGCAUAUCAUGCUGUGAGUUCUUUUUUUUUUUUUUUUUGUAUUUUUGAACUGCUGCACAUACAAAAAAAACAUAAAAUGUACUAAAAAUGUAGUAACAGAAUAUUGUGAGAGGUAUAGUGUGUGGACUAUAAAUCCUAACUAUAAGGCAUGUGUAUACGAUCGCCUUGCUUGGAACUGUCUUUUAUAUCUUGUUUUGCUAAAUAACCUUAAUUGUUUACCUUAUCUAAUAUUUAAGGGGUUUUGCUCACUGUUUUGACUAUGAUUUAGGUUUAAAAUCUUAAGGUUGAAAACCCUUUAACAGCUAAUGCAACAAAAACUGCACCUUUUUGUGUGCUAAAAGGAAACACUUAUGAUAUUGGUGCAUGUUAGCUCAAGAUUGCCAGUCAUCUACUGUACAUUUUGCACAACUGGACACAUGUUCUCACAUUUUAUCAUUAAAUCAGGCACCACUGCUUUGCACGGAAUUGCUGUUCUUUAAACAUCAGGUCAGGAAAGGUUUAUUUUGAUAUUUUUUUUAGGCUGUUAUCUUGUCGCAUAAUGUUGGCAUAGAUCAGAAUUUCUUUUUUACACACAUUUUACUACAAUAUCGGUACUAAGUUGUUGCCAAGAUGGUGAGUUUGACUGUGGAAGAGUUGACUAAUACUUCUUAAUGAUUAAAGGGAGGUGGCAGGGGUUAAUGUGUGAUGAAAGGAUGAGUUGUGUUUUUAUACCUAUAUUGUGCAUCAUGUAAAUUAUGUUUUCUGCCUAGCAGUGAUUAUGUGUUGAGUUUGCAUUAAGGUGAAACAAUAAAGUAACUUGUUUGUAUUUACCAAGUUUUCAUAACUAACAACAAUUGAAUGUUGCAAACAAAGCACUAUGGAAUAACUGGAUUUACUUGAUUUUUUUUUUUUUUCCUUCAAGUGUUGUCAGAAAUAAAACCUAUAGCCAAAGA
Cyprinodon tularosa is the source of this 2840-nucleotide messenger RNA. RefSeq names its product YOD1 deubiquitinase (gene yod1). Gene Ontology annotation, biological process: protein deubiquitination; endoplasmic reticulum unfolded protein response. The coding region runs from base 80 to 982 and encodes 300 amino acids. The record is from RefSeq and is a predicted model, not a curated record. NCBI's taxonomy places the organism in Eukaryota, Metazoa, Chordata, Actinopteri, Cyprinodontiformes, Cyprinodontidae. Gene Ontology annotation, cellular component: cytosol; nucleus. The transcript is spliced from 3 exons. Gene Ontology annotation, molecular function: protein binding; cysteine-type deubiquitinase activity.